UUUUGUCUUGAGAUCAAGUAUAAUCUGCACUGGAAUUGCUGCCCUUUGAAUUGCAGGCUCAGGGCAAAAGUAGGGUAAAGGUAGAUACAAAGUAGAAGCAAAGAAAUAAAGUCUGAAGGAGCUGCAGAUGGGGUUUUUUGUGUUUUUGGUUUUUUUUUUAAGAAGAAGUACCUGAACAUUUACUUCUAUGCACUGAACCAUAAAUUGUUUGGUUUAAUAAUUUUCCAGCAGAAAAGAAACUGUAUUUGAGGCAUUCAGACUAUCAAACAGAAGGAAAAACAGCAGCUCAAAACAUAUCCCGCCUGGUUUAUGAAAACAGGAGUCACAUCUCCAGAUGAUGGAAGAAAAAAAAUUUAUAAAACAUGGGAAUAAGGAUACAACACAGCUACAACUGAAGCCUCAUGUGCCUACGUGCUGAUCGUGACGGCCGUGUACUGGGUCUCCGAAGCUGUACCUCUUGGUGCAGCAGCCUUAGUUCCUGCUUUCCUGUACCCACUUUUUGGAGUCAUGAAGUCCAGUGAGGUGGCUGCUGAAUAUUUCAAGAACACAACUUUGCUCCUCAUGGGUGUGAUUUGUGUGGCAGCUUCUGUAGAAAAGUGGAAUCUCCACAAGCGAAUUGCCCUGCGCAUGGUCAUGAUGGCUGGAGCCAAGCCCGGCAUGUUGCUUCUUUGCUUUAUGUGUUGCACCACGGUGCUCUCCAUGUGGCUUUCCAACACAUCCACCACAGCCAUGGUGAUGCCAAUUGUGGAGGCAGUGCUCCAGGAGCUGGUGAAUGCUGAGGAGGAGUGUGAGGUCAUCAGUACUGAAGGCAGCACCAUUACUGAAGAAAAGAAGCCAAUAGGUCUCAGCGAAAAGCAUGGCCAACCUUCACUGGAGCUUAUCUUCAUCAAUGAGGAUGCUACUACUACUGACUUCAGCUCCUUGAUGCACUCAAAGAGUAUGAAUGGUAUGCACAUGAUAGCCAACCCUACUGGCACAAUGAAUUCUCAGAGCAAUGGGCAGCACCUACCCCAGGCUCAGAUCCUGGUCCUUCCUCCUGAACCCUCAGAUCUAGGCCUGACUACUAAGUACCGGUAUCAAACCAGACACGACCACAUGGUCUGUAAAUGCCUCUCACUGAGCAUCUCCUAUGCAGCAACCAUUGGGGGACUGACAACCAUCAUAGGGACCUCCACCAGCCUCAUAUUCUUAGAGCACUUCAAUAAUCAAUACCCCAAUGCUGAAGUGGUGAAUUUUGGAACCUGGUUUUUAUUCAGUUUCCCCAUCUCCCUCAUCAUGCUGGUGCUGACUUGGUUCUGGAUGCAUUGGCUGUUCUUGGGUUGCAAUUUUAAGGAGACCUGUUCUGUGAGCAAAAAGAAGAAGACCAAACGUGAAGAAAUGUCAGAAAGAAGAAUUCAAGAAGAAUACAAGAAACUGGGAAAUGUUAGCUAUCCUGAGAUGGUGACUGGAUUCUUCUUCAUUCUGAUGACCUUGCUUUGGUUUACUCGUGAGCCUGGCUUUGUACCAGGAUGGUCAUCUUUUUUUGAGAAGAAAGGUUACCGGACUGAUGCCACUGUCUCUCUAUUUCUUGGUUUUCUCCUUUUCCUGAUUCCAGCAAAAAAGCCAUGUUUUUGGAAAAGGGAAAAAGGAGGUGGUGAAAAGUCAACAGACAUUAACACAAUGGAUCCCAUCAUUACCUGGAAGGACUUCCAGAAGACCAUGCCCUGGGAGAUUGUAGUGUUGGUUGGAGGAGGUUAUGCCUUAGCAGCUGGAUGCAAGACCUCUGGCCUCUCUACGUGGGUUGGACGUCAAAUGCUCUCCCUGAGCAGCCUUCCCUACUGGGCUGUAACCCUGCUGGCUUGCAUUUUGGUAUCCCUGGUAACAGAGUUUGUUAGUAACCCAGCAACUAUAACCAUCUUUCUGCCUAUUUUAUGCAGCAUGUCAGAAGCCCUGCUUAUCAACCCUUUAUACACCCUGAUUCCUGUCACCAUGUGUAUCUCCUUUGCGGUGAUGCUGCCAGUGGGUAAUCCUCCAAAUGCCAUUGUCUUCAGUUAUGGGCACUGCCAGAUUAAAGAUAUGGUGAAAGCUGGCCUGGGUGUAAAUCUGAUUGGCCUGGCUGUUGUCAUGGUGGCAAUUAACACCUGGGGAAUUCGACUCUUCCAGCUGAAUUCCUUUCCAGAAUGGGCAGCAGUUAGUAACAUCACUAGCCAAAUAUAAUCUUCAAUUAAAAAAAAAAAGAAAAAAAUAAAAACAAAAAGUGCAAGACCAAAGUGAGUUGGGACAAAAUAUUAAACGUCCAUUGCACAUAUGAAAGAAAGAAGAAAACUUGUGUAAACAUAGAACCUGGAUCCAUAGCAAAACCAUGAAGAAAAUCCACAGGGAAGUCUUCUGCAAAAGCUUUUCAGUUCUGAAAAUCAGUGUGAGUUAAAAGGAGAGAUUAGCUUUGCUCUGUCAUUGCUUUCCCUGGGAUACCAUAGCUCUGAAAAAAAAUCCUCUCCUUCGAAUUAUCUGCCCACAGCUUUUUCAUACCUUUGAACAAUUAUGCAGGACUUGUGCACAGGACUCAAAUAGUGGAAGACAAGUACACAUACACUGGUGUACUCAGCAGUGGGAUAUUCAGUCCUACCAUUGACUUCUACAGUGAAUACAGAGGGAGUCUUAUUCCCAACCCUGGGUUUUAUAAGCUUACUUCUUUAAGGGCAAAUUCUUCUUCUUCUUUUGAGGUGACCUAUCACUGUGGUGUAAAAAUCCACUUUCCCACCUAACCCAUAUGACCUGGACCGAAAUACAACUACCAGCUACAGCUCUUCAAAGGGAUAACAGAAACCUCCAGAGAGGAAGGCAAAGUCUCUUUGGAAGGAGAUUUUUUUUUUUCCCCCCACAGCACUAGUAUAAAUUUCCAAUAUUGCAGUACUUGCAAUCUCUGCUUUGGAAGGUAGAGCUUCAGAAAGAGAAAGCUUUGUUCAGUACCUUUUUUUAUCAUUGUUGAAGUGGGAGUUCUUUCAGCAGGGGAAGUUAUAACCAGCAAAACCUUACCAGGCCAAGACACCCACAGCUCUCCUCUCUCUUUGUCAUGCAGUUACAAUUCCCCUGACAGAGAAAGUACAGUCUCAUCCAAGAUGGCACUUAGUGCUGCUCCAUGAGUAAGAAGGGAGAGGGCUGAAGUGGAGUAGUGCUGGUGGAUCUCCCCAUCCUGUGCAUUCACUUAAACAUCACACCCACCUGCUCUCUACCAGCCCAGAGAACAGGAACUUCAAACGUAGGAAAGUCUGACACAGAACAGAUAACUACCAAACCAA
Empidonax traillii (willow flycatcher) is the source of this 3278-nucleotide messenger RNA. It is a transcript of the gene SLC13A4, whose product is annotated as solute carrier family 13 member 4. The transcript is spliced from 17 exons. Gene Ontology annotation, biological process: monoatomic anion transmembrane transport. Gene Ontology annotation, cellular component: membrane. Gene Ontology annotation, molecular function: transmembrane transporter activity. NCBI's taxonomy places the organism in Eukaryota, Metazoa, Chordata, Aves, Passeriformes, Tyrannidae. The record is from RefSeq and is a predicted model, not a curated record. The coding region runs from base 508 to 2196 and encodes 562 amino acids.